UCAGUGCUUUGUUGUGAGCGCAGCGCCGCACUGCACGAAACAGCAGAAGGUGAAGAGUAGGUUAUUUCCACUCAGCCUGAUCCUGCAGGAUUCAUUCAUGCUUUGCAGAAUGCGGACAGGGAAAUCGUUGGAAGCGCAUCCGAACAGCAGGAGACGGUAGUUCAGCGCACUGCUCGGGCUUUUGUUCGCCGCAUUUCGCUGCAGCGAGGACAGAGACACCGGUCCAGGACAGUACGAAGAUCCACCAGACACGCUUUGAGCUGGAUACCGCUUCAGUAUCACGUGCUGCGUCUGACGUCCCGCUGCUAACAUCUGCUCAGGUUGCGUGAAGGUUGAGCCAUGGACGCCGGGAGGCUGGAGCAGCAGGUGGCCAGCGUUGACCGGGGGAUCUGCUUCCUGAAGCAGGAGCACCUGGCCAUGCUGACCGGCCUGCAGCUGGAGAUCACACACCUGAAGAGGCGCUGUCACGAACUGAGCUGUGAGCUGGACUCCAAGUUUCCUGACAGGAACACAGCAGAGGAGGAAGCAGAGCUGGCGGUGCGUUGCGAGGCCGCAGAGCGCCUCCUGGAGCGGCAGCAGUGCAUGAUGGUCACGGUGCGCGGGGAGCUGCGGGCCGGCCGGGCCCGGGCUGUGGCACUCGGGAGGAGCCUGCGGGAGGAGGAGCGGCGCUUCCUGGAGGAGCUGAAGCGCCGCAGCCACAAGAUCACAUUGCUGAAUCGAGAACUUCAGCGGCAAAACGUCAUGACGACGACGCUGCACCACGAGCUGCACGGCGCACGGUUAAAACUUUUCCAGCAGCGGCAGAGGGGGAAAGGAGAGCAGGAGGAGGAAGAGGAGGAGGAGGAAGAGGAAGGAGGCUCAGACUGGCCUCUGUCUCCUCAUCCCGGUGCCUCCGCCGUCCAGCCGGAUGGGAGACCCAGGAAGAACAUCAGUGUGAGGGAGGAGAGGGUUAGAGCCUGCAUCCCACAGGAGAGAGUCACGUCACCACAGAGUCCACACCCGAUGCCUGACCCCGCCCUCUUCCUGGUGCCGCUCAGGUACCGCCUCCUCCGCUGGAGCCGGCCAAUGAGGCUGCAGGACGGUGAGGAGGGGGAGGACGAGUGGGAGGACAUAGAGGACAGCAGGGUGCCCAGGAGGGUGGAUAUGGGCGCAGGCGAGGGAGAAACGGCUCUGUGACCGUUAACUCAGAGGAGGAGUCUGUAGACAUCUGGAAAAUAAAGUUUUAUAAUUUAGCUUCACAGGAAAUGGUUAAUCUAAACUAGACUUAGAUGUAUUUAUACAAUUACCCAAUUAAGGGUGUGAAAUGUCCUGGAAAGGUUUAGAUGUGUUUGCCUAUAAUCUGAAGAGCAGUGUUGCGUCUGGGUUCAGCGAAUGUUUCACCAGCUGGAACAGCUGGGGCUGCGCCGAAAACCUGACCGCAUUCUGAAUUUGGCCGAUACCAAAUUGUUUUUUGUCUGAAAUGUUGCUAAAUAUAACAAGAAAGUCACUGAAUUGGUAACAAUAGGGGAGUGACUAUUGUUAACUUAAAAUGUGCAGACAUUACGGUCUGUCGGUCAAACCUCUCUUAAGUGAGAGCUGAAGAGGACAUUUUUAGGUAUUUGCUGAGGUGGAUAAGUUCAGCUUCACAUGUAAGUAUCGACAGAUCACCGAUCUCCCAAAAUUAAGGAAAUCUGCGCCGAUAAAUCGACUGGCUUGUAAAUCGGUGCAGCUCUAGAACCUGCUUUAUGUUUAGGAUGGUCACUUGAAAUGGAAAUGUUGUAUUACCUGCACUUUAUUAAAUUCAUACAAUUUGCCUUGUUAUGGCAAACCAUAACUCAUGUUGUCAUCCCUGUUUUCACUGGGGAAAAAAACUUUUCUUAGAACAUUUUAAUAUGUAAGUGUGACUCCUCUACCGGCCUGGUGACGUUACAAAGAGGAAGAAUAGAAAAAAUACAAAUAAUCCAUUUUUACUGCCACUUGCAGGUGGGAGUGAGCAUCACAUGAACCCAAAGUUUUUGACCAUUUUGGUGGAAAAUUUACAGUAAACUCACAAAUGUGCAUUACUGUAAAAAAGUACAUGGGUUUGUUUAUUUUCCAUAUUUCAUACUGCAAUUUGGCAGAUAAAAAACUGCUUUGAUUCGAUUGAUACGAUUACAUUUAAGCACACAACUGUUAUGUUAAAUGUUUUAUUUUUUGCGUCCCUCAUAAAUGGCUACAGUGGACCAGAUUUGGCCCCCGGGCCUCGAGUUUGACACAUGUGCUGCAUGUUGUCAGUUUCCCAGGUCUUAAAAAUCAAACAUUCUGUUGUGAAACAUUUCCCUGCAGCUGCAAAAAAAAGGGAAAAAAUAGAGUUGCUACAGAAAAAUAAAUCUUAUUUUAAUGUUAGUCAAGAUUUAAUUUAUUAUUCACACAGUAUGAACUUUAAUGGAGCUACUACUGAAUAAACAAGCAGCAGCAGAGAGUUUCUCCAGCAGUUGAUUUGCUCCUGGUGUGUUCAGAAUAUUAAUGUCUCGCUCUCUGGUGGCAGCAGACCUUCUUUUCAGCUGAUGCCAAAUAAAUCUUU
Messenger RNA from Gambusia affinis (western mosquitofish), 2542 nucleotides. RefSeq names its product coiled-coil domain containing 92Bb (gene ccdc92bb). The transcript is spliced from 4 exons. The coding region runs from base 340 to 1176 and encodes 278 amino acids. Lineage: Eukaryota; Metazoa; Chordata; Actinopteri; Cyprinodontiformes; Poeciliidae. The record is from RefSeq and is a predicted model, not a curated record.